ACUUCUCACUGCCAGGCUCAGCCCAGCUCUGAGGCAAGGACUGGCCCUGAGCGCGAGUGCAGUUGGACUUCAGAUGCUCUGCAGAAACCCAAGACCCGGGAGAUGCAGCCCAAGUUCGUAAGCAGUCCCAAGAGCACCAUGCCUCAGGCGGUCGAAGCCAAGCUAACAAGCUAGACAACCGUCCAGCAAGGCGGCUGCAUCAGUCGCGAGCACUGAAGCACAGUAGCCGGCCGAGAGAGUGCGUAGUCAGGCUCCAUCCAGGGCUUCCCUGACCAAGACCCAACUCCAACCAAAAUAAAUUGAGCAACCAACAGAAAACCUCCAUCUGAGUGCCAUGCCAGCAGUGAAAAAAGAGCUCCCGGGCCGCGAGGACCUGGCCCUGGCCCUGGCUACCUUCCACCCGACUCUGGCCGCACUGCCGCUGCCACCACUGACCGCCUACUUGGCGCCACUGCCUGCUGCAGCAGCCCUUCCCUCGGCCGCUUCGCUGCCCGCCUCAGCCUCCGGCUAUGAGGCACUGUUGACUCCUUCACUCUGCCCCCCGCGCGCUUACCUAAACCUGCAUGAGGCCGCGCCUCAUCUCUACUUGCCCAGAGACCCGCUGGCCUUCCAGUACUCAGCCACCGCAGCCGCGGCUCCGGAUUUCCAGCCGCUGAUAGACAAUGGUGAGCCGUGUAUCGAGGUGGAGUGCGGUGACAAUCGCGCGCUGCUCUACGUACGCAAACUCUGCCAGGGCAGCAAGGGCCCGUCUAUCCGCCACAGAGGCGAGUGGCUCACACCCAACGAGUUCCAAUUCGUCAGCGGCCGCGAGACGGCCAAGGACUGGAAGCGCAGCAUCCGCCACAAAGGGAAAAGCCUGAAGACGCUUAUGUCCAAGGGGAUCCUGCAAGUGCACCCCCCGAUCUGCGAUUGUCCAGGCUGUAGAAUAUCUUCGCCCGUGAACCGUGGACGACUGGCUGACAAGAGAACAGUCACUUUGCCCCCUACACAUGCACUAAAGAAAGAAAGAACACCCAGUUUCUCAGCCAGUGAUGGUGAUAGUGAUGGAAGUGGCCCAGCCUGUGGGCAGCAGCUGAGCCUGAAGCAAGAGGAUGAUCCACAUAUCCAUAUCAUGAAGAGAAGAGUCCACACCCACUGGGAUGUGAAUAUUUCCUUCAGAGAAACAUCCUGCAGCCAGGUCAACAACCUCCCCACCCUUAUAUCCAGUGUACAUCGAAGCCGCUGCCUCGUUAUGCCUGAGCAUCCAAGACACUGUGACUUCCAGAGAGGCAACGUGGAGAUUGGCCUUGGACCUGGAGGUGACCUGUUGGGCAAGAGGCUGAGCUGCUCCUACAUUACCAGUGACUGUUCUUCAGAGAAGAAGGCCCGAAGCAAGGCCCCCCAAGAGACUUUGCUGCUUCCAGAGCUGGAGUCUACAAUGGCCCCUGAGGACCAUUACCAUCAGCUCAUGUCAGCCCUGAGUGAGGCUGCUCCUUUUGAGGAAACCCAACGUCUCUACCACUUGGGUAUCCCCAGCCACGAUCUGCUAAGGGUACAGCAGGAAGUGGCAACUGCAACAUUGAGGGGUCCCAGUAGCUUGGAAGCACACCUGCCCUCAACUACAGCAGGCCAUCGACGGAAGCAAGGCCUAGUUCAGCACCGGGAGGGAACAGUUCCAGCUGCUACCACAUCCUUCUCUGAAAGGGAGCUGUCACAGCCACCCCCUUUGCUGUCGCCCCAGAAUGCCCCCCACAUCACAAUGGGCUCCCAUCUCCGGCCUUUUUUGGGGAUGCCUACAGCUCUGUGUCAGACCCCAGGUUACAGCUUCCUACCCUCUGCCCAGGCUGAGAUGUUAGCUCGGCAGCAGGAGCUUCUACGGAAGCAGAGCUUGGCUCGGCUGGAGAUGUCUGAGUUACUUAGGCAGAAAGAACUGGGCAGUGCUCACCGGCCACAACUACUGGUGCCAGAGAUGGCUUUGCAUAUUCCUGAGGGAUCCGACGAGCUCCAGCGACGUGGCUCCAUGCUGGUUUUGAAACACAGCUCAGCACCACUACUGGCCCUGCCACCCCAGGGACCUCCAGGCCCAGGACCCCCUAUCCCAGCCAAGGAGUCUGUCCGAAGCCAGUCCCAAAAGGGGAGUCUUGGUGCUGCCUCAGCCCAGCCCAGCGAACCUAAGGAGACGACAGGGGCUGGCCUCUGGGCUCAAGAUGUCUCUGAAGAGCCAUCCAAGGACUCAGAUGGAGAGGACCCUAAGAUAGCAGCUGCCAGGGAAGGGGCCUCUACUCCCAGCCAAGUCCCAACAGGAGGGACCAGAGCAGAAGGAAAAGGGCUUCUAUCAGGGUCCACACUGCCCCUGGGAUUCCCCUGUGAGGCAGUCAGCCCCUACUUCCACACAGGUACCAUGGGGGGGCUCUUCACUGAUGAGGAGACCACAGCCCCUGAGGAUGUCAACAAGUGGACUGUAGAUGAUGUCUGCAACUUCGUGGGGGGCCUUUCUGGCUGUGGCGAGUAUGCCAGGGUAUUCAGAGAACAAGGAAUAGAUGGAGAAACUUUGCCUCUACUGACAGAAGAGCACCUUCUGAACACCAUGGGACUGAAGCUAGGGCCUGCCCUCAAGAUCAGGGCACAAGUGGCCAAGCGCCUGGGCCGUGUCUUCUACAUGGCCAGCUUCCCUGUGGCCCUGCCACUGCAGCCACCAAGCCUGCAAGCACCUGAGCUUAGCCCAGGACAGCAACCCCUGUCCCCAGCAACCACCACCUCCCCAUAUGAAGGGACCCACUUGCCCACAGGCCAAGCCUCACCCAAGCAGGAAAAUGGAUCAGGGACCAUAGCUCUGCUUCCAGGGGCCCCAGACCCUUCCCAGCUUCUCUAAUGAUCUAGCAGGCAACCAUAAUUCUCCCUAAUACCCACUGAAAUUGCUCACCCCACCCACAGGGUAUUUCCCUCUUUUAGAUGCAAAAACGCAAAGAGUAUUUUUAAAAGAAAAACAUAUGGCUUAAGAAGAAAGUAACGGAUUUACCUUCUAGGGGUAACUGCAGUGGUCUGCAAACAAACCAAAGACAGACAAAGUGGAGAGGCCAUGGAGCCACCCUCCCCACUCUGAACUGGGACAACUCUGCAGGUCAGGGUCAGCCUCCUGCUUGGGGCAGCAGAAGGCUCUGCAGAAACAGUUUCCUUUCAGGGUCAAAAUGGCUCUUUGUAUAUCUGUUCUGUUGUGCUAUAACAAUAAAAUCCUGUUUAAUGUU
Arvicanthis niloticus (Nile rat) is the source of this 3224-nucleotide messenger RNA. It is a transcript of the gene Samd11, whose product is annotated as sterile alpha motif domain containing 11. Lineage: Eukaryota; Metazoa; Chordata; Mammalia; Rodentia; Muridae. Gene Ontology annotation, biological process: negative regulation of DNA-templated transcription. Gene Ontology annotation, molecular function: DNA binding; histone binding; chromatin binding. Gene Ontology annotation, cellular component: nucleus. The record is from RefSeq and is a predicted model, not a curated record.